Messenger RNA from Portunus trituberculatus (swimming crab), 2955 nucleotides. RefSeq names its product programmed cell death protein 6-like. The transcript has 7 exons. The coding region runs from base 256 to 786 and encodes 176 amino acids. Gene Ontology annotation, molecular function: calcium ion binding. The record is from RefSeq and is a predicted model, not a curated record. Lineage: Eukaryota; Metazoa; Arthropoda; Malacostraca; Decapoda; Portunidae.
CGUGUGAGUGGUGACGUCAUGUGACACUUUUCGAGGUGCGUCAGCGUCACAAGGGGCCUAUCGAGCCUGCACCAUCAGGAAGUAGUCAGUGAGUCAUGCUUACUUUGAAGUCGUGGUUGUGAAUAGCAGGGAGAACAGAUAGAAAAGACCUUGGUGGCAACACGUGAGGUAUCUCCAGUGCUGACAAACAGUUCCGUACGUGUGGCUUUCUAAUUCCUCUCACGUGUUAUUUGACGGUAGCCACCAACUCACAAAAUGGCGGGUGGUAUGCCAGACAGAAAUUUCCUUAUGACUGUCUUCCAACAAGUUGACAAAGAUCGUAGUGGAGCAAUUGAUGCCCAGGAACUCCAGGCAGCACUAUCUAAUGGGAACUGGACACCAUUCAACCCCGAUACUGUGAAGUUGAUGAUUGGAAUGUUUGACAAGACUGGAGAAAAAACAGUUAACUUUAAUGAAUUUGGAUCCUUAUGGAAGUAUGUGACGGACUGGCAGCAGUGCUUCCGCUCAUUUGACAACGACAGCUCCGGCAGCAUAAACAAAACAGAACUCAAAACGGCGAUCACAACUUUUGGAUACAGGUUUUCUGAUCAGUUCUUUGACAUCUUGAUAAAGCGCUUUGACAGAUCUGGCAAGGAGUUGAUAUAUUUUGAUGACUUUAUUCAGUGCUGUAUUUCCCUUCAUACAUUGACCUCAGCUUUUACUCAACAUGACCAAGAGCAAAAGGGUGUUGCCACCUUUAGUUAUGAACAUUUCUUAUCUGUGUUCUUUAGAGUGAUGCAGUAUUGACACAUGCUCUUCAAUACAUAAUUUGACGCAGCUCUUCAGUCAGCACGACACUGAUCGUGACGGCAUCAUCCAAGUCUCCUAUGAACAGUUCCUCCAUAUGGUGUUCAGUCUCAGAAUUUAACUUGGCCUUUCCGCAUCCAUGGACUGUGAUUGAUGGCACCAUGGACUGUCUGAUUGAUGGCACAAGAAAAGCAGUUUUUAGUGAUGACAUUCUUCAGAUAUCUACUACUGUUUCCAAUACAUUAGCUGUAUAUAUUGUACCUGUUAAAUGUUCUCACUAUGUGAGAUAUUACUAACUAGUUAAGAAAGUGAAAAUUCAAUUACAAAUAUACAGAUUGAUAUGUUAAAAAUUUAAACUGGUUAUUGUCAAGUUUCACAUAAUCCUAGGAAAUAAACUAGUUUAAGAACAUCUCUAAUAUAGGUUGUUAACAUGCAAGUAUUUCUUCUUUAUUCUCACCAAUACCAUGAAUGGAAAAUUUAUAUGCAUACAAUUCCAGACAUAUUAAUUAGCCUCAGCUAUGUCUGGGGAGGCUUCAGUUAUUACAUCAAACCCCAUGAACAAUUUUUGUGUAGUUAAAUCAUAACACCAAACCAGAUGUGAGCAUGUUUUUCUAUUUUGGGUAGUGUGUUACCAUUCCUACGUUUCUGUGGCCGCGUUCCUGGAAUAACGUUCUUCAAAUGUUUUUGCUCGGUGAGUUCCUGCAUUAGCACUCCCAAAUGAUUAAAGCAUCCCUCAAAAAAAAAAAAAAAAAAGUAAUUUUAAAGAAAAAAGUUUUCCUCAAAAACACUGCUGUAUGCAUCAAAAGAACUACUCUGCAAGUAAAAAAUAAAACAAAAUAAAAGGUAAUAAUACACAAGAGCUUCAUACACUGAAAUAUAUAUAUAUAUAUAUAUAUAUAUAUAUAUAUAUAUAUAUAUAUAUAUAUAUAUAUAUAUAUAUAUAUAUAUAUAUAUAUAUCAGACAACUAGGAAUGCAGGAACGCUUUAAAAUUUUGGGCUAUGGUUUCCUUUGAAAAACUUGGUAUUCCUGUGUUCUUGCAUUCCUACAAAGGCAGUGCAUACAUAUGCAAGAAUGCAGGAAUGCACUUGCCCAUCUCUGCACCAAACUAACCUCUUCAUUAACCCUUUCAUUGCUAUAAGAAAUGCACCAGAAUUUGAUUAGGGUCUACAAUAGAGAGGAUUAAAAACAAUACAUUAAGCAAUUUCUAUCCAGUUUGAAGACUGGAGGUGGCGUUAGAAUGGAUAAAGACGUUUCCAUGAGAAUUCAUUAGGGAAAGGUGUACCAAAUAGCAGUCAAAGGGUUUAAAAGGCAAUGCCAAGACCAGUCACAUUCACAAGCACAACCACUCUUCUGUUCUCUUCACACUUAAACCAUCAAACCUGUCUGCUUUACCACCUCCUACAAGCCUAGAAUAUUGUACAGAUAUAGAGAAAUUGGGUUUACUGAUUUUACCAAGUCCUCUUAAGUUUCAAUAUGGGAUGGUUUCUAGCUACAUGCAAAUAGUUAUUAAUGUUGGUCUUAGUUAAUACAUUCAGCCUGAAACAUUCUUUUCUUGAUCAUGAGCCAGAUAUUAAUAAUAAUUUAGAUUUCCUAGCUAUCAUAGAAAGAUAGUGCCUUCAUCAAGCUUUAAAGAAAUUUCUGAACAAAUGUCACACAUUUCAUCAGAGCAAAAUGUUUGCAUAUUUGUGAUGAAUUGAACAGUGGCUGUACCUCGUAUUAUUGCUUGAAUUUAGAUCUUUUGGACACCCAGAUUGUUCUAUAAUAGUACUUGAUCUGAACUACUGCAUUGCCAUCAUGUCCAAUGUCAACCAUUUAGUUCUUGCCAAAACUCCUAGUCUUCAUUCAUAUUUAUCAGAUUUUAUUCUCCUAUACACUUUAGUUAUAAUCUACCACUUGUAAUAUCUUAUUCUUAAGUCACACAUUCCAAGCAAUUCUUUUUUGUUAAGUAGCUACUGGUAACUACUAACGUCCAUUUCAGGCUAAGUGUAUUUUAUUGAUGGCAAUCAUCAUUGAAACUGCCAUUUAUUUUUAACUUGACAUGAAGGUUAGUUAUGAACUCCACAAUACAAGGUCUGCAAAUGUAAAUAUGUACAUCUGUCCAUGAUUUAUAUUUUUAUAUGUGUCCAUUAGUUCAGUCUGUUGAACAAAAAUGAAGGCUACAUGCAGCA